Molecule: messenger RNA, 589 nt
Organism: Tauraco erythrolophus (red-crested turaco)
Lineage: Eukaryota; Metazoa; Chordata; Aves; Musophagiformes; Musophagidae
Source: RefSeq, a predicted model, not a curated record
AAACAUUGUGCUGGGGUCACACCUGAAGCCCCUGGAGAAAAAGGACAAGAUGGGUGAGAGGAGGAAGGUGCUGUGGAACCCCUGCGCAGCCCGCGCCAAGGCCCCGCAGACCGCCAGUGUGGAGCUACCCCAGGAACUCGACCAACUGCCCAGAACCUCUGCCGAAUUUUACAGGGAUUGGCGCAGAUGCUUAAAAAGCGGAAAAGAAAAAUACCAGCUUUUGCUCGAGCUCGGAGGGGCGGCCUUGGGCAGAAUCUUUCAGGCUGACUUGGGCUGUGGCCUCCUGGGCGAAUUCCUUACGGCGCUGGCGGAGAACGUCUGCCAUGGAGACAGAGAUGCCGUUCUUCAGAUCUUACAGAGCCUGUCGGGCACCAAGCGCUUCGGGUUAAACGUGGAUCUUCUGAGCGACUCGGAGAAGGAGAGCAGCAGGGAUUUGUUUAGGAAGCUGCAAAGCAUGAGCCGGGAUUCUCGGGCCGCUGGCCAUCCCAGCGGCCGCAGGAAGGAAGUCCACCUCAUGGGCACCAGCUUGCAAAAAGAAGCCGAGGAAAGGAUAAUGAUGGAGCUGAUGAAAUGUUACCAGGUCAACUGA